UGCCUGCGAUUCGAUUUCAUAACCUCGUUGGCUCGGCUGGUUGUAUUUUAUUUACUUAAAUAAGUCUUGUAUUAAAUUUGUAGACCGGCGAAAAUGUUGACGCUGCGACGUGGAGAGCAGCUACGUGCGCGUCUAAAUGCCGCCUGCCGCCGCUAUCUGUCCGUCAAAGCGGAGCCCAAGGCAGUGACAGUGGCUGAUGCCGAAUACACGGCAGAGCCAGAGUAUCCCGUCAUCAGGGAUCUCUCGUACAAGAGCCGCAAGCUGCAGACGGCGGCCGAGUGGCACGAGCAGAUACGCCAGCUGCCCACCGUUGAGGAAAAAAUGAUCAAGGUGAAUAUGCCGCGCUACUAUGGCUACAAGGUAGUCGACCUGAACGACACCAAAAUACCCUACAAUGCCCUGCCGCUGACGCAACACUACACGCGCACCGUGCUGGAGGAGCUGCCGACGCCACAAGCUAAGACGGAGGACAAGAAGGAUGACUUGGAUGCGACUGUAAAGAUGGCGCGCGACGAUAUCAUCGAGGCAUUGGAAUAUGCCCACGAUGUCUACAAGCAUCAGCUGCAGUUGAUGGCAACCCCGCCGGAUGCCGUCAAGCGCGAACAGCAGCUGACGCAAAUCAUUGUGGAGCUGGUUAACCGGUCGGCCCUGCAGGUGCUCAGUGCCGACUAUGGCCACCUGAACGAGGUUGAAAUCGACUACAAUCCGCGUCACGAGGCCUUCUGGGCCGUCGGCGGUGUUGAUCCGCCCAAGAACGUGGUCAAAUCGAAGGAGGGCCGCCCCUGGCAGAAGGACGAUGCGCACGACAGUUGCGAUCGUUUGGUGCAGUAUACAGGCCAGCCCUACCUGGCACUCCGCCACCGCCAUCAACUGCCCACAUGGAAGUCGCCGGAGGAGAGCGAAAACUUGACGCUCGCCCAGCAACUGCCGCGCUUCAAGAUCGAUGCACGCACCUUAGGCUACAGCACCAAAUAUCAGCACGCAGUCAAUGUGCCCGGCUACUGGCCCAGCGCCAAUGCGCCCAACUUUGGCAUGCUCUCGUUUCAGUCGCGCGCCCACCUACAGCUGCGGCCCAAGUCCUGUGGCGAGCGUGACGACCUCGAGGCACUGCAUGCACUGGCCAUUCAGUCGUCCUAUGCCUGGCUGCUGGCGCAGGCCAACUACCAUGGCUUUAAUACCUACAACGAGCUCACCUAUCCCUGGAACACACAGACCGUGAUCACCAACGGACGUGAAUGGAGCUUCUAUGAAUAUCAGUUGAAUACGCUGCUGGUGCAUGGCGCGUAUGUGGACACGAAUCCGCGGGUUAAUUUCUGUCGCGGCACAGCACCACAGCCGCUAUACGCCGAGAUCUCGACUGAGGGCAAAUGCGUCGAUUUCAACGAUAACACGCUCCGUCAGCUGCUCGAGCUGUAUAUCCGAGCGCCGAGCAUUCGGCGCACCGCGGACGAGCUGCUGCCCUAUAUGGGCGGGCCGGCGCUGCGACGCGCCGCCGACUACGAGAAUGCGGAGCAGCGCGAAUUUCUCGAGCAUACAUUCAAGCAUCUGGCAUCGAAACGGCCGAGGCACCUGGAACUGCCCGAGGUCUAUAUGUGGGAGAAGAUCUACAAGAUUGACAACAAGACGCGAGCAUUGGAGGCGCGUCGUCGCUUCUUCGAACGGGACAUCAAUCCCUGGCGCCGCACCCUCGACCAGCACGACAAGGUCUACGUGCCGAAGGCGGAGCGACCCGGCGGCCGCAAGAAUCGCGAGGGUCGCUUCAAGAAGACCUACUAUCCCUAAUCCCCUUAAUUUUAAU
This is a messenger RNA of Drosophila arizonae, 1798 nucleotides long. RefSeq names its product mitochondrial ribosomal protein S30 (gene mRpS30). Gene Ontology annotation, biological process: translation. Gene Ontology annotation, cellular component: mitochondrial large ribosomal subunit; ribosome; mitochondrion. NCBI's taxonomy places the organism in Eukaryota, Metazoa, Arthropoda, Insecta, Diptera, Drosophilidae. Gene Ontology annotation, molecular function: structural constituent of ribosome. The record is from RefSeq and is a predicted model, not a curated record.